Molecule: messenger RNA, 3108 nt
Organism: Python bivittatus (Burmese python)
Lineage: Eukaryota; Metazoa; Chordata; Lepidosauria; Squamata; Pythonidae
Gene: ZBTB35
Product: zinc finger and BTB domain containing 35
Biological process (GO): regulation of transcription by RNA polymerase II
Cellular component (GO): nucleus
Molecular function (GO): protein binding; DNA-binding transcription factor activity, RNA polymerase II-specific
Source: RefSeq, a predicted model, not a curated record
ACGGGAAUGCGAGUAGCGCUAUUGGCCGGUGCUUGCCCCGCUUUUCGCCGAGAUAGGCGGGCAGGAAGGAAAAGCGGCGGCCGAGGCGGCUUGGCGGGGCAAGAGAUUUUUCCCGACAAAUCUAUUAGCCAUGGAAGCUGAAGAGACGAUGGAUUGCAUUCAGGAAUUUCCAGAACAUUAUAAAGUAAUUUUGGACAGAUUAAAUGAACAGCGGGAACAGGAUCAAUUUACAGACAUCACUUUGAUUGUAGAUGGUCAUCAUUUUAAAGCUCAUAAAGCUGUUCUUGCUGCCUGCAGUCAGUUUUUCUACAAAUUCUUCCAAGACUUCACUCAGGAGCCUCUAGUAGAAAUUGAAGGUGUAAGUAACAUGGCCUUUCGUCAUUUAAUUGAGUUUACAUAUACUGCAAAACUAAUGGUCCAAGGAGAAGAGGAAGCAAAUGAUGUCUGGAAAGCAGCUGAGUAUCUUCAGAUGUUGGAAGCCAUUAAAGCACUUGAAAUCAGGAACAAAGAAAAUACAUCAUUGCUUGAAUCAAAUCAAGUUCAAGAUACAAAUAAAGCCAAAAAGAGGAAGAUAGCAGAGACCUCCAAUGUUAUUACCGAAACACUGCCCUGUGCAGAAUCUGAACCAGUUGAAAUUGAAGUGGAGAUUGCCGAAGGGGCUAUCGAUGUGGAGGAAAAUAACAUUGAAUCACUGGAGGAGGUGGCUUCUGCUGAACAGCCAAUAAAGUAUAUACAGACCACAGGUACUUCAGAUGACUCUGCUUUAGCUCUUCUGGCAGAUAUCACCAGCAAGUUCCGCCAUGGAGAGAGGAAGAGUGAAAUUCAGGAGGAAUGUGAGAACCUUUCUGAUCCAAUGGGCAAACAUGUGGAAGGCAUUGAGAUCAUGGAACUUCAGCUGUCGCAUGUCAACAAUCUUUUCCAUUGUGAAAAGUGCAAUCGCACAUUUAAAUUCCUUUACCACUUUAAGGAACAUAUGAAAACACACUCCACUGAAAGUUACAAGUGUGACCUAUGCAACAAAAGAUACUUGCGCGAGAGUGCGUUGAAGCAGCACCUUACUUGUUACCACCUUGAUGAAGGUGGGGCAAACAAAAAACAAAGACCUGGCAAAAAAAUACAUGUUUGCCAAUACUGUGAUAAGCAGUUUGACCACUUUGGACAUUUUAAAGAACAUCUUCGGAAACAUACAGGUGAAAAACCAUUUGAAUGUCCAAAUUGCCAUGAACGUUUUGCUCGGAACAGCACGCUCAAAUGUCACCUGACAGCAUGCCAGUCUGGUGCUGGUGCUAAAAAGGGACGGAAGAAGCUUUAUGAAUGCCAGGUCUGCAACAGUGUAUUUAACAGCUGGGAUCAAUUCAAGGACCAUUUGGUAAUACACACAGGUGACAAACCCAACCAUUGUACCUUAUGUGAUGUGUGGUUCAUGCAAGGCAGUGAACUCCGGAGGCAUCUGCAAGAAAUACACAACAUUUCAGAGCGAAUAGUAUCUGAGGACAUUCUUCCAGUGGACAGUGAUCCAGUGGCAUCCAUGACAAUUAUAGAGCAGGUGGAACAAGUUCAUGUCUUGCCCGUAAUUCAGGUCCAGGUGGAUCCAGCCCAAGUGACUGUAGAACAGGUGCAUCCAGAUUUGAUACAGAAUAAUCAAGAAAAACAUGAACAAAUAGCAGAGCUACAAGAGCAGGUUGAAAUAAGCUAUUUAGAAGUUGAGCACAUUCAGACUGAACAAGGCACUGAAGUACAUAUGGAAGAGCUGGAUGUGGAACAUGUGAACCAGUUACAAAUGGAAGAAGUUCAGGCUCACCUUAUGGAAGAAAAUGACCUAGAACAGGUAGAGUCAGGGCCUAUGGAUCAAGAACUGACUGCAAGCACAUCUAUUCAGGUGGAUGAAGUGGAAGCACAUGGAGCAGAUCAUGAAGAAUCUGAUGAUUUAAAAACUCAGCCAAUAGUGGAUAUGCAAGAGGAAAAGGUGGAGAGCUAAACAAUGUUGACUGCAUUAUCUGUGAUUUGGAAAAAAAAAAAGUUAUACCAAAUUAUUUUUGUUAAUUUUCUUGUUUGACUUUUGCCCUACCCAUGGGACAGCUCUCUUGUAUCAGUGCCCUUAGGGAAGUGGACAGGUGGACCAAAGUUAGAAUAUUUGAUUAAACUCCCCUUCUUUAUUUCUAGGAAGGAAAAAAACCCUUUUGUGUGUAUGUUUUCUUAAAUAAAAUACCAUGGAACAAAGGCUAUUCUGGAGAUGAACAGCUUUGUGUGAAGUUUAAUUGUAGAGUUUUGCUAGAUUGUACAAUUAGAUUAUACUGUUUUGUCAUUGUGAGAAAUUUCUGAAGUAAGUUCUGUUUUCCUUUCAGAAUAUGAGUUUAGGGUUAAAACGGCAACGUUAAUAUGGAUUACCUAUAAAUUUAGGUAAUCUGCUUAAAAAAAAAAAGAUAUUUUUUCCUUCUUUCCCAUUUAAUAUUUUGCAGUAGUUGCAUUAUUUGCCGACGUUCCUAACUUUAAGCACUAUUUUCAAGGUCUAGAAGGUUAUUGGGAUGGAGGUAGAGUGUGCUUAGGUUUUGUGAAAAAAACAAAAAACCUUCGUGCCUUCACACAACGAAGUAAUUAAACUUCCACAAAGCUUUUACGAUUCUUACAAAGCUAAUACAAAAGGCAGUGUACAUACUAUUGUAUAGUGCUUUGUAAUCUUGCUUACGAUUGUUCGCUAUCAGGGUUUUUUUCUGCAUUAAAAUAAACUUGGAUGGGGGAAAACGGAUUGAACACUGGCAAUUUUUUUUAAGGGCCAAUUAUAAUAGGAAAAUGCAGCUGCGUCUGUAACGAGAUAUGAGUUGGCUAAUAGGUUGCACUGGCAUCUUAUCACCAGAUUUUUAUUUUUUAGAAAAAUGGUACAUUUUAUAUUUAAAGGAAAAAAACAUUAAAAAUACAAAGUAAAUGUGUCUACGCAAUGCAUCAGGCUACUGUUUUAUUAUUUAAACUUUAUGACCCUUUACUGAAAGAUCUUGUGCUUAAAAGGUUUGAAAAAAAUCCAAAGCCAUAAGUAUGAAUGUUUUAACUGUGGAUUUACAAAAGUAGGAGUGUAAAUAUUUUAAUCAGUAUUAUUGGACAAUAAAACAGUAC